AUGGAAACUUUCCAAGCUGUACUCAAUGUAUUCAUGGAGAGUACAUCAUAUCUUGUGUGCUUUGUGGGUGAUCGAUAUGGAAAAUGUAUUUUACCGAAGAAAAUACCAAUGGAAAAAUUUCAAGCAAUCAAAGCGACAUUUGCGGAAACAAGUAAUGAACUUGAGUUAUUUUAUCGAUAUUACAAGCAAUGUGAAGAAAUAAAAUCAAUGGAUUAUAAGCUUUUGGAUGUGCCUAUUAAUUUAUCUGAUAAAAAUACGCUUGCAUCGAUUUUACAACAAGCUGCUGAAAAGAUAUCACAAGAUGAUAAUAAUAAGCAACAAGAACAAACAAAAGCGUCGAAAAAUCUUUUUCCAUCUGCUACAGAACAAAUUGUUCAAAUUGCAUUAAUUCAACCAAGCAAAGUAUUAUUCUGUUUACGAAAUAAAGAAGCCGAUAUACAGCCAACAAAUACUACAGAUGCUACGGAACCAAUUAAAAUGGAAAAUGAGCAAAGAGAUGAAAAAAUUGAAGCAUUGAAGAAAACAGUUCUACUAAGUAAUGCAUCAAUAAUUUCACUAAAUAUGGAAUCAAAUAAGAAUACAAAUAAGGGUGGAAAUGAUAAUUCUAUUAAAUUAUUCACAAAACAGAUAAUAGAUCAUUUGCAAAACUACGUUUCAACAUUAAGCAUUCCACCAAUGCCAUCAAUUGAAGCAUAUUCUCUAGCAAAAAUUGAAAAUGAUGUACAUCUUGCAUUUGCUGAGCGACAAUUACCGAAAAGAUGGCUAUUCCGAGAGAAUAUCGAUAAGAUGUUUGAUAUUUGGAUCAAUAAAAGCAAAGGACACUUUCAAAUUCUAGGAAAUCAAACUUCUGGAAGGACUGCUCUUCUAUGCCGAUUACAUGCGUUAUUAAUUAGCAAAGGUCAUUAUGUUAUUAUCAGAUUUAUUAAUUUAACAUCUGGAUCACAAUAUGCUCAUGAAUUAUGGCAUGGAGUAUAUAUGACAUUAUGCACCCUAAUGGGUCAAUAUGCAGAACCAUUGAUAACAUCAUGUCAUUUAUCAUCAACACUUGACAUAUUGAAAUCAUUGCUGGAAAAGUUAAAUCGACCAGUAUUUGUAUUAAUCGAUGAUGCUAAUGUGAUCAAAUAUGGACGAAUGAUGAGUAAUUUAGAUCAGCAAUUCCGAAAAUGUUUAGAUAAUCUUGUUUUAAUUUGUACAACAGAUCAUCCGAUAACAGUGCAAUUUAUGCUUCAACAACCUGAACUGUUUGAAUUACCGGAUUUUACAACCGCUGACAUCAUGCAAUAUAUUAAUUUAAAUAUCGAGGACAAUACAUUAAAUAAGCAACAAACUGAUGAAAUUCAGAAUAUUAUAGAAGCCAAUAACAAUAAUAUUGUUAUUGCUCAAUUAUUACUAAAACAAAUUAUUGAUGAAACUAAUCGUCCAUUCGUUGAUGAUAUUGAUAAAAGUUUUUGUCAUGCUGAAAGUGAUAAUGGUUUUUUGUUUGUACGAAAAUUUGCGCAACUUUUAAUAGCUACACCACAUGGGCUUACCACGUUGGAAAUUUUGGAUGCAUUAAGAAUGAGCGAUCAAAUGACUGGUGAAACUACUACGAAUUCGCCAUUAUCACUACUACUUCAUUCAAUUAUUGAUAAACUCGGAUGUCUUAUUGUUGAAUUUGUUUAUGGAAAUCGCCUUGUUUACAAAUGGAGUCAUUUAUUUAUUAUAAAUAUAGCUCGUCGUCGUUAUUUGACUAAUCAGGAUUUGAUAAAAGUUCAUGGAUUAAUUGCUCAUUUAUUUGCCGAUAUUAACAAUACUCAUUCGAUCUGUUCAUUGCUACAAACAACAAAUGAUAUUCCAACAUUUCCACGACCAUUGAAACAGGAUGAUGGCACGGUAAACAUACGAAAAGUGCAUAAUCUAUGGUAUCAUCUACUCCAUACCGGUAAAAUGGAUGAUUUGAAAAGAUUCGCUCUUUGUCAUUUCGAUUACGUUGAAGCGUGUGUUCGUGCAUGCGGAAUUUUCCAUUUGCUAAGUAUUUAUGAAGAAUGCUGCAUGCAAAUACUUCAUUAUGAUAUUCUUGCGCUAUUCCAACAAGUUAUAUUUCCUUCAUUAAACACAAUUAUACGUGAUUCAAAUCAGUUGGCUGCUGAAGUGAUUAACAAAUUACAGUAUACACGGGCAACAAAUAGUCGAUUUUUGAAUACAAUGGCAGAACAAGCGAUAUCAUGGGUUGACAGAUAUCGUGAUCAGCCUUUAUUAGCACCUUUAACUUAUUGGGUACCACCAAAGAAAGUGGAACUGGUUUUAUCAUUUACGUUAUCAGAAUGGCGUCCAUCAUAUACAAUCAUACAGCCAACAUGCAAUCAUCAACAUUUACUAGUUGCUGGAAACGAAUCAACUAUUGGUUCAAUAUGUAUGUAUCAUAUUACAACACAAUUAUUAAUUCGUACAUUUAAGGGUCAUGACAGACGUGUUACAUCAAUAUCUAUUAGCCAUGAUGGAGCAUUUUUUGCAACAACAUCAACAGAUUGUACUGUUAGGAUUUGGAAUUUUUCAAUGGAUAAAGCAACACAUGUGAUAAAAUUACAAGGUCCAGUAAUUUGCUCACUGAUAACUUCUGAUUGCAAAUAUAUUAUCAUUGGUGAUACCGAUUCAUGCGCUAAUGUGAUUUCGAUGGAAAAUUGGGAAGUUGUUAAAUCUUUCAAAGAACAUGCAGGAGCUGUUGUUUCAUUAGCGCUUUCAUCAAAUGACGAAUUUCUGGUUACCGGAUCCGGUGGAUUUGUCGUUACAGUUUGGAAUUUAUCAACUGGUGAAUUGGCUGUACGAUUGGCUGGUCUGAUGGCACCAGUAUCAUGCAUUACAAUGACCAGCAACGAUGCAUUUGUGAUAGUUGCUUGUGAAGAUGAAACGUUAAAAGUAUUCGGAACAGUAUCCGGUCAAGAAUUACAUGAAUUAUCCGGUCAUGAUGGAAAAAUUCUUUCAAUGGUUGCAGCAUAUGAUGAUUGUCAACUUUUUGUUGCAACAUUUGCAAAAAUUUAUGUUUAUGAUAUACACGAUGGAAAACUGUUGGAAAUCUUGAAUUGUAUUAAUAAACAACCGGUUACAUCGCUUAAAAUUACGAAUGAUAAUUAUUUCUUGAUGUCAGCAUGCGGUAAUCGGAUCAGUAUUUGGAAUAUUCAACGUCAGCAUCAUCAUCAACAUCACGAAAUAAGUACGAGAAGUGAAAAAGAAGUAGUAACUGAUAUAUGCAUGUCACCGGAUGAGAAAAGUGCUGCUAGUACAACAAAUGAUGGUGUCGUGGAAUUAUGGGAUUUAGAAAUAUGUCAAUGCAUUUGUACCAUGAUUCAGAAACGAUCUGUACCAGUACUUUGUGUGAAAUUUUCCGUCAAUUCAGUUUACUUGUUAAGUGGUGAUGCUGAUGGUCAAAUUAAUAUUUGGAAUACAAGCAACGGAAAAUUGAGACGAAUUGUUACCCAUCAUACCAAAGCUAUCCAAUCAAUAUUUUGCUUAUCUGAUGGCUUACGAAUAUUAUCUGUUGAUCAGUCUAGCAUUAUGCUUAUAUGGAAUUUAUUCGGCACUGACGAAUCAUUUCAAUCAGAUCGAAUUCUUGCAUUCACUGGUGUUCAACCACCAAUUUUCCUAUCACCAAAUAAUAUUCAUCUGAUCGGAUAUCAUCCAACUAGUAAAAAAAAGCUGAGAAUAUGGACUAUUGAGGAUGAAGUUAUUGUAAUGAAAGCGGAAAUUUCUCAUGACGAAAAAAUAACAUGCUUUAAUAUCUCAUCAAAAGGUACAUUACUUGUAACCGGUUCAACCGAUUUAUCCUUGAAACUUUGGGAAAUCAAUAGUGGCUUUCUUAUGCAGGUACUUCUUGCACAUGAAGAGGCUGUAACGUGUUGUGCUAUUGCUAAUGAUGAAAGUGUAAUUGUUAGCGGUGCGAAAGAUUCACAAAUUAUUGUUUGGUCAACAACUACCGGAAAUGCUCUUUUUACAUUGAAAACGGAAUCACCUGUGACAGCAUUAGCUAUUAAUAAUGAUACAAACGUUAUUCUCUCAGCAAACUCAACUGGUUGGAUUGAAGCAUACAGUAUGAGAGAUCAAACGCUGCUUUCAUCCUUUAAUGCUCAUAGUACUGUUAUAAAACUUAUAACUUCCAUGGAUUGUAAUCGUAUAUUGCUACAACUUACUGAUUGCUCUCGAUUACCAAUUCUUUGUCUUCAUAAUAUAAUACCAAAUAAAAUGGUUGGUUCAGGCGAACGUAACAAAUCCAUUACUUAUUCUCAACGGGGAUCGAAACAAAAUAUGAAGAGCAAUGUUAGAAACUCGAUAAAGAUUGAAACAGCGACGGAAAUGAAAAAUCGAAAAUUAUCACAGAAUUGCAAUAGUCCUAAUCGGAAAUCAGUACCACAAACAGAUGGAAAAGAAUCGGCACCAUUACGUUCAAUUUUAAAAUCUAGUAAAGAUUUGACAGCAAACUUACCUGCAAAUGUAACAUCGACAUCAAAAAGAUCGCUAUCAAAAUCAAUGGCCACUCGAUCUUCCAUUUAUUGUCCAAUGAAAUCGAACUUAUGUACAAUACAAUAA
Molecule: messenger RNA, 4560 nt
Organism: Cercopithifilaria johnstoni
Lineage: Eukaryota; Metazoa; Nematoda; Chromadorea; Rhabditida; Onchocercidae
Source: the annotation of a GenBank genome assembly